Molecule: messenger RNA, 1098 nt
Organism: Ilyonectria robusta
Lineage: Eukaryota; Fungi; Ascomycota; Sordariomycetes; Hypocreales; Nectriaceae
Product: ankyrin repeat-containing domain protein
Exons: 3
Coding region: 118-1014 (298 amino acids)
Cellular component (GO): cytoplasm
Molecular function (GO): protein binding
Source: RefSeq, a predicted model, not a curated record
CAAUUUAAUACCAAAGCUUUAUCUUUUGAUGCUUAGGCCAAGAGAAGAAAUCGGUCAUAUUUUUUAUCGCUAUUCGAACCUCUGGAUCUCUAAUGUCGUUACCACCAUCACCAAACAAUGCUAAGUGCCGACGAGGAACGCAAGAAGAAAAACCGACUAAGUAAACGUCUAUCCCGACAACGGCAGCGACAGCAGCGCCUACUCACACCACUGCAGCUGAGAACGGCAGGAUGCUCAGAAGUUCCAUCUUCUUAUGAAGACAUCGCAGAUGAAGAAGAUCACGGGCAUGGGCAUUGGAAUGCACCGUCAUUUGCAGAUCGGGGGCAUUGCUCUCAGUCUCUCAGUCUCUCACAUGUGCCUGACCAGACGACGCCGGCAGCCCCGACGCCAUAUUGCAGUCCUGCGUCGUCAUCUACCCUGGCAUAUGCAGGACAAGCCGGGUCUCUCCCGGCUCGGGCCGAAGAUCUUCUCUCGUCGAGGAAUACGACCCACCCGCGUAACGCGGAGUCCAGUCCCGACUUCAGCUUUCUGGGGGGUCUUGAACACGCCGCCGCAUUCGACCCAUGGUCUGCUAGCUGCAACUACGGCUUCAAUCUCGACUGGGAGCCAUUUGAGCCAAGCCCGAACGAGUCGGGCCAAAGUGCAUCAAUGUCUUGUUCGCAAUGGUCGAGUACCACUGGCAAGCCAUCCAGCACAUCUACGCAAACGGAGACAAGUCUGCAGUAUGAUGCCCGUGAACACCCCCUGCAUCGAGCCAUUGCAGCAGGCAACACGGAAAUUGUGCAGCUGCUGUUGCAGUACCACGCAUCCGUCGAAGUGAGAAACCAGGUUGGUAUGACGCCGCUGCACGUUGCAGUCGAGCACAGAAACCUUCCGUUGAUCAGAAUACUCCUCCAAUUCGGCGCCAGUGUGGACGCCCGGGAUAAUAAUGGACGGAUGGCCUUGGACGUGGCAGUGGAUGCAGGUGAUGCCACCAUUGUACAAACCCUUCUCGCCCAUGGUGCGAAUGUAUGAAUGGCCAAGUUGGGGAAACUAAAUUUCCAUGUAUCAAUGGGGAAUGCAUGAGGAGUGCGCAUUGAGAUAAAUAAAAUACAUAAU